This is a messenger RNA of Paraphaeosphaeria sporulosa, 6201 nucleotides long. RefSeq lists its product as uncharacterized. Gene Ontology annotation, molecular function: chitin synthase activity; cytoskeletal motor activity; ATP binding. Gene Ontology annotation, cellular component: myosin complex; cell periphery; cell septum. The transcript is spliced from 3 exons. The record is from RefSeq and is a predicted model, not a curated record. Bases 380 to 5929 code for a protein of 1849 amino acids. NCBI's taxonomy places the organism in Eukaryota, Fungi, Ascomycota, Dothideomycetes, Pleosporales, Didymosphaeriaceae.
ACUCGCUAGGGCGAGAGCACUCCAAGCAGCGAGCACCCCCCGGCAGGCAGCCUGCAUCAUUUUGUCGUGAGGACUCCUGCGUCCGACCUAUUCGACACCGGCGAGGCUCUGCGACUGGUGAUACUCUCGUUUUUGCAUUCUAGUUGACUCUUCUGCACGCUCGUUGCUCCUAAUAAUCGUGUUCCGAGCGCGUUGCUUGCCGCUCGCGUGCGUGUGUCUCCUGAGUCUCUGCAUCUGUUCCAUUCCGCAGCAAAACACGACCCAGCGCCAAUCGCCUGAGCACCGCUCCCCCAGCCCUCUCCACCGCGCUGCAGCUUCGCCCGUAGCUGUCUGACGCCCACGUUCGCUCCACGCUCCCACCGGGACGCGUCUGCCCAUCAUGGCCAACACUUCGUUUGGCGGCAACAUGCCCCAAUACAUGCAGCCGUCGCUGCCCGCCCUGGGCCAGCACCUGCAGUCCGACACACAUCUCACGGCUCAUCUCGCCAGCCGCUUUCACGCCCACCUGCCGACCUCGACGCUCUCUUCCCACGCAUUAAUUUCUCUCAACACAUACACCGAUUCCAGCCGAGGUCCGGAGGGAGGGAAGGAUGGCAGCGCCCAGCAGGCUGCCGAAGACAUGGCCCAGCGCGCCUACAUGCGAUUGGGCCUGCGCUCUGAAGAUCAGGCCGUGGUCUUUUUGGGCGAGUCGGGUGCUGGCAAGACCACCAUCCGCGGGCACAUGCUGAGGGCAUUUCUCUCGUACUCGGCAACUCCGCUGUCCAAGAAGAUCGAACAUGCCAACUUCAUCUUCGAUGCGUUUACGACAACCAAAUCGACUACGACCCCAACAGCCUCCAAGGCGGGCCUGCUGCUUGAGCUGCAGUACAAGACGGCAACCUCGCACCACGCAACCCUCAUCGGUGCCCAGUUCCUCGCUCAUCGUCUGGAACGCGGCCGUAUCGCGACCGUUCCGACUGGCGAGCGCAGCUACCACAUUCUGUAUUAUCUCCUACAGGGUACUAGUCUGGCCGAGAAGAAGCAUUUAGGCCUGGACAUGGUCGGUGAUGGAGCCGGAAACCGCACCUCGCUCACGGCCAACAAACGAUGGCGUUAUCUGGGCCACCCCUCGCAGCUCAAGGUGGGCAUCGACGAUGCCAGAGGCUUCCAGGAUUUCAAGACCGCGUUACGCAGGCUCGAGUUCUCGAAGCAGGACAUCGCCGGUAUCUGUGAAGUCAUGGCCAUCAUCCUCCACAUUGGCCAGCUGGAGUUCGAAAGCGGCCAGUCUACCACCCCCACGGCAGACGACAGCGGAGGUUACUCGCACGAAGGUGGUGAGACAAUUACAAUGGUGAAGAAUAAGGAGUCAUUGGAGCCCAUUGCCCGUUUCCUGCAGGUCACCAUGAAUGAUCUCGAGCAGAGCUUGCGAUACAAGACCAAGACAUUGUACCGUGAGCGUGUCACAGUCAUGCUCGACCCGAAAGGUGCUCGAGCAAACGCCGAUGAGAUGGCACGGACUCUUUACUCGCUGCUGGUUGCCUAUGUCAUGGAACAGGUGAACUCCAGGAUAGCUGCUCUGCCUGAUGAGGUCAACAACUCGGCGUCUCUGGUCGAUUUCCCCGGCUUCGCUCCUUACUCGGGUACUGGUUGCAACCUGGACCAGCUCCUCAAUAACUCAGCUAAUGAGUUCCUGUACAACUACUACUCACAGACUUUCUUCGAGCGCCAGAUGAGGGAAAUUGAGCAGGAGGAGAUCAACCUACCUCAGAUUCAGUACUGGGAUAACACCGAGGCCAAGACGGGUCUUUUGAAGUCUGGAAAUGGUCUUCUCAGCAUCCUGGAUGAUCAGACACGCCGCGGUAAGACCCAUAUGCAGUUCCUCGAGGCUAUCCGCAAACGAUUCGAUGGCAAGAAUGCCUCCAUUGAGCCUGGCAAACUUAACGUCACGCAACCUGGCAGCAAUUUCCCGACACCCAACACAUCUGUCACUUUCACAGUCCGCCAUUUUGCCGGUGAGGUCGAAUACAAUGCUGAAAACUUCAUGGAAGAGAACGCUGAGAUUAUUUCGGGCGACAUGAUGAACCUUCUCAGAUCCUCUCAGAGCUCUUUCGUGCAAGAGCUCUUCGGACAAGAGGCUUUGAAGAAGGUGACUCACCAGAAGGACAAGUCUGCUAUCCUACAAGCUACUGUCAGUUCAAAGCCCAUGAGAAUGCCCAGCAUGGCACGCCGUAAAACAGAAAAAGGUGGUAGGAUGGGUCGGCCAGUCAACGUCUUUGACGAGGAUGCGAUGAGCGAGGCCGACAGUACGGUAUCGGGAUCCAAGAAAGGCGACUCUGCUAAGCAGACUGGCGCCGCCGGCCAAUUCCUGAGCUCUCUCAAAACCAUCGAAUCUUCCUUGCGCAAGGCCAACCCCUACUUUGUGCUCUGCCUCAAGCCCAAUGACAGGAGGAUCGCCAACCAAUUUGACAGCAAGUGCGUGCGGAUACAAGUUCAGUCCUUGAACAUCGCUGAGGUUAGCCAGCGGCUUCACGUUGCCGACUUCAGCGUCUUCCUACCCUUUGCCGAGUUUCUUGGCCUUGCCGAGUUGGACAGGUCUCUCGUUGGUAGUGAGAGGGAGCGGGCAGAGACGGUGCUUGACAGCAAGCCUUGGCGUGAGACAGAGGUAAGGGUGGGUACCACUGGUGUCUUUCUGAGCGAACGGUGUUGGACUGAGAUUGCCAACGUCGGCGAUAUCUCCCCCCCAGCUCAUGGGCCGACCGACGACACUCUGACUCCUGAUGCGCCUCGAUCCUUUGGCGAUCCCAGGUCUGGUCUUCUUGCACCUUCGCCGGGAGGCUACUACCACGACAAAACUGGUAGCUACUUUGGCAGCAAGGACAUCGACGCCAGAUCCGAGGCGCCUUCCGCUAUUACCAGCGGAGGAGACAUGUUCCAUGGCCUGGAGCAACCCAAGAUCCUUGACGAAAAAGCCGAAGUGAACGCGCUGGAGGAGGUGGAUGUUCAGCCUGUCUCUGGCAGCCGCAAGCGCUGGCUUUUCGUCGUUUAUGCCCUGACGUUCUUUAUCCCCGACAUCUUCAUCAAGUGGUUUGGAAGAAUCAAGCGCAAAGAUGUCAGGGUCGCUUGGCGAGAGAAGCUGGCCAUCAACAUGCUCAUCUGGCUCGCUUGCGCUUUCGUCGUCUUCCUCAUGAUUGGGUUCCCAAGGCUCAUUUGUCCUACUCAGCACGUCUAUUCGACCGCUGAAUUGACAUCGUACAACGGAAAAGACAACAACGAUGCUUACAUUGCUAUCCGUGGCAUUGUAUAUGAUCUCGGAAAGUUCAUUCCAGCUCACUACCCCUCCAUCGUCCCCGAUGCUUCUUUGGAGAAGUAUGCUGGAAAGGACGCUACCAACCUUUUCCCGGUAGAUGUGUCCGCACUCUGUGUUGGCAUUGACGGAUCAGUGCACCCUGGUCUCAAACUCGACUUCAGGAGCUCCAAUUACACCAACCAGCAGAACCUCGUUUCCACCACCGAUCAGAAUGCCAAGUUCCACGAUUUCCGCGCGUUCUGGAAUGACUCUCGCCCUGAUUGGUGGUUCGAGCAGCAGGUUUUCCUCAAGUCCAACUACAUGAAGGGACGUGUUGGUUACAGCCCCCAGUACCUCAAGACUCUGACGAAAUCGGGGAAGUCCAUCGCUUACAUGUACGGUAGAGUAUAUGACUUCACAGACUAUAUCGUGGGUGGACGCUCCAUCCAACCCCGGGCUGACGGCAAGAGUUGGCCCAGCAACUACAACACCAACACCGACUUCAUGGACGACUCCCUUGUUGACGUUUUCAGAGUGCAGUCCGGCACCGACGUCGCUAAAUACUGGGAGGGACUCACCCUAAGCGCCGACAAGAAGAAGGCCAUGAAGACUUGCAUGGACAACCUGUUCUAUGUGGGAGACCUCGACACCAGAAGCUCGGCUAAGUGCGAAUUCGCCAAGUAUUUCCUGCUGGCUAUCUCGCUUCUUCUCGUCAGUGUUAUCGGAUUCAAGUUCUUCGCCGCACUCCAGUUCGGACGGAAGAGCGUACCGGAGAACAUAGACAAGUUCAUCAUAUGCACUGUGCCAGCGUACACCGAGGACGAGGAUUCCCUGCGUCGUGCCAUCGAUUCGGCGGCGCGGAUGAAGUACGAUGACAAGCGCAAACUCAUCGUAAUCGUGUGUGACGGCAUGAUUAUCGGACAAGGCAACGACAAACCUACCCCUCGCAUUGUACUAGACAUUCUCGGUGUAUCAGAGACCGUUGACCCCGACCCUCUGAGCUUUGAGAGUCUUGGCGAAGGUCAAAAACAACACAACAUGGGCAAAUGUUACUCUGGUCUGUACGAGGUGCAGGGUCACAUCGUGCCUUUCCUCGUUGUGGUCAAGGUUGGAAAGCCGUCCGAAGUCUCCAAACCCGGCAACCGUGGAAAGCGUGAUUCUCAGGUCCUUCUCAUGCGAUUCUUGAACAGGGUCCACUACAACCUUCCCAUGAGUCCUUUGGAGCUCGAGAUGCAUCAUCAGGUCCGCAACAUCAUCGGUGUCAACCCCACUUUCUAUGAGUUCAUAUUGCAAAUCGACGCAGACACUGUCGUUGCUCCAGACUCCGCCACCCGUUUCGUUGCCGCCUUCCUUCACGAUACUCGCCUGAUUGGUGUUUGCGGAGAAACGUCGCUCACCAACGCCAAGCACUCCUUUGUCACUAUGAUGCAGGUCUACGAAUACUUCAUCUCGCACAACCUCACCAAGGCCUUCGAAAGCUUGUUCGGCUGCGUCACUUGUCUUCCUGGUUGUUUCUCCAUGUACCGCAUCCGAGCCGCCGAGACCGGAAAGCCUCUGUUCGUCAGCAAGGAAGUGUUGGAAGCGUACCAGGAAAUUCGCGUUGACACCCUUCAUAUGAAGAACCUGUUGCAUCUCGGAGAGGACCGAUACUUGACCACCUUGCUUCUCAAGUUCCACUCCAAGUACAAGACCAAGUACCUUUUCCGAGCUCACGCCUGGACUGUUGCUCCCGACAGCUGGGCGGUCUUCAUGUCUCAACGUCGUCGCUGGAUCAACUCUACGGUGCACAACCUGCUCGAGCUCAUCCCUCUGCAGCAGCUUUGUGGAUUCUGCUGUUUCAGUAUGCGCUUCGUCGUCUUCUUGGAUUUGAUCUCAACCAUUGUCAUGCCUGUUACAGUUGUCUACAUUGGCUAUCUCAUCUACCAGGUCAUUGUGCAGCCAGGAAUCGUUCCCAUGACUGCUUUCAUCUUGUUGGGUGCCAUCUAUGGUCUACAGGCUAUCAUUUUCAUCAUUCGCCGCAAGUGGGAAAUGAUUGGUUGGAUGAUCAUCUACAUUCUUGCCACCCCGGUGUUCUCCUUUGGUCUUCCGCUAUAUGCUUUCUGGCACAUGGAUGAUUUCUCCUGGGGUAACACUCGUAUCAUCCAGGGUGAGGCUGGCAAGAAGGUUAUCGUGUCCGACGAGGGCAAAUUUGACCCCGCCAGCAUCCCAAAGAAGAAGUGGGACGAGUACCAGGCCGAGAUGUGGGAACAGCACACGAUGCGCGACGAUCGCUCUGAGAUUUCUGCCUUCUCUUACGGGACGAAACGAUUCAUGGGCAUGAACGGUAGCGGCUCCGUUGUUGGGUCUGAAUAUGGGCAAAUGCCGCCAUCUCGGCCAAUGUCCCACUUCAACAUGCCUUAUGGCAACGGGUCCCGGAUGAGCCUCGCCCCGAGCGGCUAUGGCGGCUACGACAGCAGCGUCGAGAUGGGCAACCUCAUGAGCAUGCCCUCUGACGAUGCAGUGUUGGCCGAGAUCCGCGACAUUCUUGCUUCGUCGGAUCUCAUGAGUGUAACCAAGAAGCAGAUCAAGCUGGAACUGGAGAAGAGAUUUGGUAUGGACCUCACACCAAAGAAGGCCUUCAUCUCCAGCGCCGUGGAGUCCCUCCUCGUCGGCCAAACGCAGUAGCGUCCAGCCACCGACUCACGCAUCAACAUCUUACCAUCUGCAGCGUACGUACCCACUCACGAUCGUAUGGUCUAGCAAAAGUCGCUUCAUUCUUUGAUACUAUCGUAUUCUUACUACCUUGUUCGCGGGUCGGGGGAAGGUACACUUGUCUAUAUAUACAGCUACCUAAUCACGCCUCUAAAGCAUAGCAUUCCUUUUUAUUAUCGCGGGAAAUGGAUUGGGCGUUCAAUUUUGGAUUUGUACAAGGGUUGCGAGAAUGGGUGCAUGGGCAG